CAAACCAACCAGAUGCCAUGGCCACCAGCUUGCGAUAGGAGCACACGGGGCACAGUAUCCUUCCCUCGUAACAUAGAAGAGAUCUAUGAAGCCGUGAAAGAGCUGCACGAUUCGCCAUACCAACUCCCUGAAAGAUUUGAUCGCGACGUCGAGCCUUUGGCGGACAUUCGUCUCGGCUGGCGCAUCGAGCAGCGGCAGAUGGACCUGAUCGUCGCAUGGGCCGAGCUGAACAACCGCCAAGUUGUAGGACCUGAUGGCAAAACUGUUCCAGGCUUCACCGUCAGUUGUGUCAGUCCGUCUUUUGCCCGCCAUCUAGGCAUCACAGGCGGCAUGACCGUCGUCUAUAUUCUCAACCCAAAGGAUGACACCACGUAUGCAUUAGACCGGCUGUUCUGGAUCGACUCGAACCAAACGAUGCCCGAAGAUCGUUAUGACGAGGAACAAAUCCAGCGGAUCGCACAGCAGCUCCAUUUUGAAGGACCUCCGAAGUGGUAUCUGGACCAUGAAUUCAUAUAA
This is a messenger RNA of Mycena indigotica, 516 nucleotides long. RefSeq lists its product as uncharacterized. The transcript has 2 exons. Lineage: Eukaryota; Fungi; Basidiomycota; Agaricomycetes; Agaricales; Mycenaceae. Bases 13 to 516 code for a protein of 167 amino acids. The record is from RefSeq and is a predicted model, not a curated record.